Messenger RNA from Bubalus bubalis (water buffalo), 2520 nucleotides. It is a transcript of the gene TFAP4, whose product is annotated as transcription factor AP-4. The record is from RefSeq and is a predicted model, not a curated record. Gene Ontology annotation, molecular function: RNA polymerase II cis-regulatory region sequence-specific DNA binding; DNA-binding transcription factor activity, RNA polymerase II-specific; protein dimerization activity. Lineage: Eukaryota; Metazoa; Chordata; Mammalia; Artiodactyla; Bovidae. Bases 738 to 1712 code for a protein of 324 amino acids. The transcript is spliced from 7 exons. Gene Ontology annotation, cellular component: nucleus. Gene Ontology annotation, biological process: regulation of transcription by RNA polymerase II.
GCGCGUGUGCGCACGCAUGGCCCGCGCCGCGGACCCUCUCGCCUUUCUUAUCCGCCGAGGCGGCUGCAGCCCCGCGCGCCAGGCUUGGGCCGUCUGGGGACCUUCCUCCCUCGGAACAUGGGGGCCUCGAGCGGCCCCGGUCACUUUUGUCCGCUGCAGGCGGGCGAGUCGCGACGUUUGUAAAUUGCAAACAGACCCACGUGGUUCUGCAGCAGUCCCGGCCAUGCUUGGUGCUGGUGGCUUCCCCCCCGCGCUUCCUCCUCCCCCCUCCCGCAGCGGCUUCCUUCCUCUCCCUCCUUCAUCGCUCUCUCUGGGCCCCCCCACUCCAAGGGAGACUGGGGGGCCCGUGUCUCGCGUGGGGCCAAGGGGCCAGGGGCUACAAUGCAGCCAUGCCGCGGCUUCGGGCGCGGGGAGGGGGGUGCGGGGAGCCGGGUGGUUGUGAGUGUUUGCUGGGACCGGGGCUGCAGCGGGGUCUGGGGGCGUGCUGGAGAGGGGGUGAGGGAGUGGGCGGGACCCGGGAAGCCAGCGCGGCCCGCCAGGAGCGCCGCGGACCCGGGCACGUUGGCGGCCGCUUACUAGCUCGCCGCCCGCGCCCGGGCGCUGUUUACUAGCGAGGCCUGGACGUGACUCUGCAGCCCUCUUGGAGUAGGCGGACCUCCGCGCGCAGCCUCGCGGGAGCUGUAGUUCUCCAUGCCGCGUCUUUGCGGCAUUGUGGGAGUUGUAGGCGCGCCCAGGCCAUGCUUUACCCGCACAAAGCUCGGCCCCCGCGGGCGGGAUGGGCGAGGCAGGCCGGCCUGGCCAACAUUCCACUGACCCCUGAGACUCAGCGGGACCAGGAGCGGCGGAUUCGGCGGGAGAUCGCCAACAGCAACGAGCGGAGGCGCAUGCAGAGCAUCAACGCGGGCUUCCAGUCCCUCAAGACCCUCAUCCCCCACACAGAUGGAGAGAAGCUCAGCAAGGCAGCCAUUCUCCAGCAGACGGCAGAGUACAUCUUCUCCCUGGAGCAGGAGAAGACCCGGCUCCUGCAGCAGAACACACAGCUCAAGCGCUUUAUCCAGGAGCUGAGCGGCUCGUCCCCCAAGCGGCGGCGGGCAGAGGACAAAGACGAGGGCAUUGGCUCACCGGACAUCUGGGAGGACGAGAAGGCAGAGGAUCUGCGGCGGGAGAUGAUCGAGCUGCGGCAGCAACUGGACAAGGAGCGCUCAGUGCGCAUGAUGCUGGAGGAGCAGGUCCGCUCCCUGGAGGCCCACAUGUACCCGGAAAAGCUCAAGGUGAUCGCACAGCAGGUGCAGCUGCAGCAGCAGCAGGAGCAGGUCCGGCUGCUGCACCAGGAGAAACUGGAGCGGGAACAGCAGCACCUGCGGACCCAGCUCCUGCCCACUCCGGCCCCCACCCAGCACCCCACGGUGAUAGUGCCGGCGCCGGCACCCCCUCCCUCCCACCACAUCAACGUCGUUACCAUGGGCCCCUCCUCGGUCAUCAACUCUGUUUCAACGUCCCGGCAAAAUCUGGACACCAUCGUGCAGGCAAUCCAGCACAUCGAGGGCACCCAGGGCCAGGAGGAGGAGCAGCGGCGAGUCGUCAUCGUGAAGCAGGUCCGCGGCUGCCCCGAGGCCCACGCCUCGGACACCGCCUCCGAUUCGGAGGCCUCAGACAGCGACGCCAUGGACCAGGGCCGGGAGGAGCCGGCAGGGAACGGGGGGCUUCCCUGACCAGCCCCCCAGCCCUCCUCUCCCUUCUGGGGGCUGGAGGGGGCGGGGCAGCAACUGGGAGAGAGACGAGGGUGAACGAGUGAGAAAUUUUUACAAAAUUUACGGCGUCAUUUGGGUCUCUUUUAUGACCUCUUUUUUCAAUACUGUAAAUCGUCCUUUGAGUGAAGCCGCCCUACCCGAAGUCGGGCUGGGGCGGCAGGAGCGCCUGGCAGCACCCGGGCACCUGGGGCUGGGCCUCGGCCCCGGAGGCUGGGGAAGCGGACGUGGAGGUGACUGGCCUCUCUCCGCCAAAAAAGCAUUUUUUCAAUGAAACAUGUUUUUAAGACCAGGGAAAAAAAUCAAACAAAACCCCAAGGUAUUUUUGCCCUCUCCGGAGCCAACCCGGGACCGUCAGUUUUUAAUUACCCCUUCCCUCCUCUUUUUUUGGUGUUCUUUCUCCUUUAAGCACUUACAUGGGUUGGGGGUCUGGCUGGGUCGGGGCUCUGGGGGUCCGGGGGGUCUCCAUUGCUUCUCGGUUGGGGUUUGCUGCUGCCCUUCUCCCCUCCCCUCCCUCACUACCCGGCCCCCCACCUCUCCCUCCAGGUUUCCCAUCUUGCACCCCAAAAAAGUCUUUGUCUCUCUCUUUGUUUUGUCUGUUGUUGGUUCUUUUUUGGUUUUGGUUUUUUUUUUUUUUUUUUUUUUUACAAUUUUGAGGUCUUUGUGUUCAAGGAGAAACUAUUAUAUUUUGUUAAAAAAGUGGGGGGGAAAACCAAGAGGCCCCUGUGCCUUUAUAAAGAAACAAAAUAAAGUUUGUACUUUGUUUUUUAGA